Molecule: messenger RNA, 2373 nt
Organism: Arvicola amphibius (Eurasian water vole)
Lineage: Eukaryota; Metazoa; Chordata; Mammalia; Rodentia; Cricetidae
Gene: Bcl11a
Product: BAF chromatin remodeling complex subunit BCL11A
Biological process (GO): negative regulation of dendrite development; regulation of transcription by RNA polymerase II
Cellular component (GO): nucleus
Molecular function (GO): RNA polymerase II cis-regulatory region sequence-specific DNA binding; DNA-binding transcription factor activity
Source: RefSeq, a predicted model, not a curated record
GCCGUCGUCCGCACGCCGCCGCCGCCGCCGCCGCCCGCCCCGCAGCCCACCAUGUCUCGCCGCAAGCAAGGCAAACCCCAGCACUUAAGCAAACGGGAAUUCUCGCCCGAACCUCUUGAAGCCAUUCUUACAGAUGAUGAACCAGACCACGGCCCCUUGGGAGCUCCAGAAGGGGACCAUGACCUUCUCACCUGUGGGCAGUGCCAGAUGAACUUCCCAUUGGGGGACAUUCUUAUUUUUAUCGAGCACAAACGGAAACAAUGCAAUGGCAGCCUCUGCUUAGAGAAAGCCGUGGAUAAGCCGCCUUCCCCUUCACCAAUCGAGAUGAAAAAGGCGUCCAAUCCUGUGGAGGUUGGCAUCCAGGUCACACCAGAGGAUGACGAUUGUCUAUCAACGUCAUCUAGAGGAAUUUGCCCCAAACAGGAACACAUAGCAGAUAAACUUCUGCACUGGAGGGGCCUGUCCUCCCCUCGAUCUGCACACGGAGCUCUAAUCCCCACGCCUGGGAUGAGUGCAGAAUAUGCCCCGCAGGGUAUUUGUAAAGAUGAGCCCAGCAGCUACACAUGUACAACUUGCAAACAGCCAUUCACCAGUGCAUGGUUUCUCUUGCAACACGCACAGAACACUCAUGGAUUAAGGAUCUACUUAGAAAGCGAACAUGGAAGUCCCCUGACCCCGCGGGUUGGUAUCCCUUCGGGACUAGGUGCAGAAUGUCCUUCCCAGCCACCUCUCCAUGGGAUUCAUAUUGCAGACAAUAACCCCUUUAACCUGCUAAGAAUACCAGGAUCAGUAUCGAGAGAGGCUUCCGGCCUGGCAGAAGGGCGCUUUCCACCCACUCCCCCCCUGUUUAGCCCACCACCGAGACAUCACUUGGACCCCCACCGCAUAGAGCGCCUGGGGGCGGAAGAGAUGGCCCUGGCCACCCAUCACCCGAGUGCCUUUGACAGGGUGCUGCGGUUGAAUCCAAUGGCUAUGGAGCCUCCCGCCAUGGAUUUCUCUAGGAGACUUAGAGAGCUGGCAGGGAACACGUCUAGCCCGCCGCUGUCCCCAGGCCGGCCCAGCCCUAUGCAAAGGUUACUGCAACCAUUCCAGCCAGGUAGCAAGCCUCCCUUCCUGGCGACGCCCCCCCUCCCUCCUCUGCAAUCCGCCCCUCCUCCCUCCCAGCCCCCGGUCAAGUCCAAGUCAUGCGAGUUCUGCGGCAAGACGUUCAAAUUUCAGAGCAACCUGGUGGUGCACCGGCGCAGCCACACUGGUGAGAAGCCCUACAAGUGCAACCUGUGCGACCACGCGUGCACACAGGCCAGCAAGCUCAAGCGCCACAUGAAGACACACAUGCACAAGUCGUCCCCCAUGACGGUCAAGUCCGACGACGGCCUUUCCACCGCCAGCUCCCCGGAACCUGGCACCAGCGACCUGGUGGGCAGCGCCAGCAGUGCGCUCAAGUCAGUGGUGGCCAAGUUCAAGAGUGAGAACGACCCCAACCUGAUCCCAGAGAACGGGGAUGAGGAGGAAGAGGAGGACGAUGAGGAAGAAGAGGAAGAGGAGGAAGAGGAGGAGGAGGAGCUGACGGAGAGCGAGAGGGUGGACUACGGCUUCGGGCUGAGCCUGGAGGCUGCGCGCCACCAUGAGAACAGCUCUCGGGGUGCGGUGGUGGGCGUGGGCGACGAGGGUCGCGCCCUGCCCGACGUCAUGCAGGGCAUGGUGCUCAGCUCCAUGCAGCACUUCAGCGAGGCCUUCCACCAGGUCCUGGGCGAGAAGCAUAAGCGUGGCCACCUGGCCGAGGCCGAGGGCCACAGGGACACUUGCGAUGAAGACUCGGUGGCCGGCGAGUCGGACCGCAUAGACGAUGGCACUGUUAACGGCCGCGGCUGCUCCCCCGGCGAAUCAGCUUCAGGGGGUCUGUCCAAAAAGCUGCUGCUGGGUAGCCCCAGCUCGCUGAGCCCCUUCUCCAAGCGCAUCAAGCUGGAGAAGGAGUUUGACCUGCCCCCAGCCGCGAUGCCCAACACUGAGAACGUGUACUCGCAGUGGCUCGCUGGCUAUGCGGCCUCCAGGCAGCUCAAAGAUCCCUUCCUUAGCUUCGGAGACUCCAGACAAUCGCCUUUCGCCUCCUCGUCAGAGCACUCCUCGGAGAACGGGAGCUUGCGCUUCUCCACACCGCCCGGGGAGCUGGACGGAGGGAUCUCGGGGCGCAGCGGCACGGGAAGUGGAGGGAGCACGCCCCAUAUUAGUGGUCCGGGCCCGGGCAGGCCCAGCUCAAAAGAGGGCAGACGCAGCGACACUUGUGCUUCACACACCCCCAUUCGGCGUAGUGCCCAGAGAGCUCAAGAUGUGUGGCAGUUUUCGGAUGGAAGCUCAAGAGCCCUUAAGUUCUGA